Molecule: messenger RNA, 2712 nt
Organism: Diutina rugosa
Lineage: Eukaryota; Fungi; Ascomycota; Pichiomycetes; Serinales; Debaryomycetaceae
Gene: PLB5
Product: Plb5p
Exons: 1
Coding region: 1-2712 (903 amino acids)
Biological process (GO): glycerophospholipid catabolic process
Cellular component (GO): intracellular membrane-bounded organelle; plasma membrane; cytosol
Molecular function (GO): A2-type glycerophospholipase activity
Source: RefSeq, a predicted model, not a curated record
AUGAAGUUGGGGCUAUUAACAAUGGCGGCCCUCAGCGCCGCCGCCGUGGCUCCCGUCCCCGUGGCGAGGGACGUGCCGAAUGCGGUGCCACAACACCAGUUCCAGGAGAGAGCUCUCUUUGACUGGCUUUUCGGAGGCUCCUCUUCCAGUUCUACCAACAAUGACAAUAAUCAAGCGUCCCAGACGAGUGAUAACGGCAACAACAACAAUGACAAUAAUGCCUCGCAAACCAGUGAUAACGGCAAUAACGAUAAUAACGCUUCCCAGACCAGUGAUAGUGGCAACAAUGACAAUAAUGCUUCCCAAACCACAUCAAAUGCUUCUUCUUCCAGCUCAUCUGAAGGAGGGAUUGCCGGUUUUUUCGGAGGUUUAUUUGGUGGUGGCAACAAGCAGCUGUCAUCGUCUGAGGAGACGCUUUCUGUGGAAGGGGAAGCGACACUGGCGAUUGAUCCGACCAAUGCCAACUCCGUCAGCUCGGGCGUCAGUGCUUCUGACUUGAAACAGAGCUUCUCGCUGAACGUGUUGUUCACGGCGGGAGAGAUUCUGAGUACUCAAUCAAAACCUUAUCAACCUUACUACACCCAGUGUCCCCAACAGGAUAUUGUCAGAAAAGCCGAUAAAAUCGGUGAUGAUGAAAAGCAGUGGAUUGCUCAGAGACAGGAAAAGACCAACCCCAAACUUAUCGAGUUCUUAGAAGGUGCCGGUAUCGACAACGCCAAGGAGUUAGUGGAGCAAAAAGACCGCAAUUUGAGUGUGGGGCUUGCCUUUUCUGGUGGUGGUUACCGCGCCAUGCUUGCUGGUGCUGGUCAACUUUUGGCUCUUGACGACUCAUUCAAUGACUCCAAAUCUAAAGGACUUGGGGGCAUCCUCCAGGGUUCUACCUACCUUGUGGGUCUUUCUGGUGGUAACUGGCUUGUGGGUACUGUCUCAUUGAACGAUGGUUUGCUGGUGGGUGAUAUCUGGCUGGGCCACUCAGAUGUAUGGAACUUGGAAGAAACUAUUUUCAACCAAGGCGGGUUUAAUGUCAUUGAAAUUGUCAAGACGUACACUCAGAUGGGGACUGCGUUGGAUGCUAAGGAUGAAGCCGGCUUCGAUACCUCGAUCACUGACUUGUGGGGCCGUGCCUUAUCGUACCAGUUCUACCCGGAAGACACACGAGAAGGGGAGAAUGUGUCGUGGCUGGAUAUCCGCGACAUGGAACUGUUCACCAACCACCAGAUGCCGUUCCCCAUUGUCGUCGCCAAUGGUAGAACCCCUGGUUCCAUCAUUAUCAACGAAAACCUGACUGUGUUCGAAUUCAACCCUUACGAAAUGGGUACUUGGGACCACACCUUAGGCCACAUGAUUGACGUCAAGUACUUGGGGACACAGAUGUCGAACGGGAAACCCGUCGACUCGAACAAGUGUGUGGUUAAGUUUGACAAUGGUGGUUUCAUUAUGGGCACGCUGUCGUCGCUUUUCAACCAGGCGUUGGUGAAGGCAUUGCAACUGAACUUGCCGCAAGCACUUAAGACGGUCACCACCAAGAUCUUAAACAAGUUGAAAUUGGGUGAUAUCGAUGUGGCUAACUACAGACCGAACCCGUUCUACAAUUUGGACCAGGCCAACUCGCUGAGAGUCUCCAAUAACGAGACGUUAUACUUGGUUGAUGGUGGCGAAGACAACCAGAAUAUUCCCUUCUACCCGCUUAUUCAACCGUACCGCAAAGUCGACGUGAUUUUAGCUUACGACAACUCUGCUGAUACCAAGCAGCUGUGGCCUAACGGUACCUCGAUUGCCUCUACUUUCCAAAGACAAUUCAACCCUCAAGGCAAAGGUUCUCCCUUCCCCUACGCUCCCCCCGUUAAAGUGUUCCUUGACGAAGAAUUGGGCACAAAGCCCGUGUUCUUUGGGUGUAAUGCUUCUGCUCUCGACGACUUGAUUGGGUACCAUGACGUUAAGGAUAUGAAGAAUACCGAUAUCCCCUUGGUGGUGCACAUUCCCAACCACGAGUACAGCUACCACUCGAACGAGCUGACGUACAAGAUGUACUACAGUCCUAAGGAGAAGUACUCCAUGAUCCAAAACGGGUUUGAAGUGUCGUCUCAAGGUAACGGCACCACCGAUAAGGACUGGAAAAAGUGUGUGGCGUGUGCCAUUGUCCGCCGGUCGGAAGAGAGACAGAACAAGGAGCAAAGCGACGAGUGUAAGAAGUGCUUUGACCGCUACUGCUGGAACGGUGGGGCUGUCGACGCUGUCUACGACUCUGAUUUUGCUGCCUACCUCAAGCUGAAGGGCAAGCAGGCGCCGCCAGUGUCGGAUGUGUUUGGGCAAAACCGUACUGCCUCCAACCACACCAACUCCAGUGCAGCAGCAGCCGCCCGCCACUCUAGUGUGGCUGACCGCAGUACAUCGAUUGAUAGCAGUUCUGCCUCGGGCUCAGAUUCCGCUUCCGAAACGUCUGACUCGGCUUCGUCUGAGUCCAGUGGCUCUGACCUGGCCAGCACGUCCGGAAGUGACAACAACGAGGCCACCACCACGUCAAAUAGCAAUAUUUUUGGUGGGUUAUUCGGUGCGGGAGCUAACACUGACUCGAUAGCUACUGGCAGAGGUAGCGGCACCGCCACCCCAACGGCACCGACGAAGACCACAACGUUGCACACUCAGGACCAAUCGGGAGGCAACUCUCUUGCCUACAGCUGGGUGCUUUUGUUGUUGUCUAUGCUCAUGUGA